UCAGCUCUUCAGAUGCUUCCAGUAUCAGGAGGACAUGGGGCCCAGGGCAUCGCUGAGCCGGCUCCGGGAGCUCUGCAGCCACUGGCUGCAGCCGACACUGCACAGCAAGAAGCAGAUCCUGGAGCUGCUGGUGCUGGAGCAAUUCUUAAGCGUGCUGCCCCCACACCUCCUGGCCCGGCUACAGGGCCAGCAGCUCAGGGAUGGUGAGGAGGUGGUGCUGCUGCUGGAGGGUGUCCAGAGGGAGUCUAUCGACGUAGGGCCACUGCCGCCCAGGGCCCUGAGCUGUGGCCUGAGGAGAACUCCCAUGAUCAGGAGCUGGCAGCUGUUCUGGAGUCCUUGACCUUUGAAGAUGUCCCAGUGAAGAAGGCAUGGCCUGUGUACCCUCUGGGAUCUGGAAGCAGAAUCCCAGAUGAGGAGUUUAAGGAAGAGCCCAAAGGGGUUGACUGGCCUGCAACCAUUUCGGCAGAGUUUCAGGAAGAUAGUCCAGCGGUGGCAGAAGAGACCCAUGAGCAAUCACUUGGGCAGGGCCCUGGGAUGAGCAGCUCUCGUGGAGGAGAGUCCCCAGACAGCAAGAGUGACGUUCUAGAGGACAAAGUGGCCGGAGGGGCCCCCAGGUUGAAGCCAGUGAUGAAGUUCAUCUGCACAGAAUGUGGGGUGAGUUUCACGAAAUUGGCCCGCCUGGAAGGGCACCAGCUGCGAUCUCACCCUGGCAAGCGGUCCUUCCCGUGCCUGUGCUGCGGGAAGACCUUUGGCCGCAACUCCAUCCUCAAGCUGCACAUGCGCACACACACUGAUGAACGGCCACAUGCCUGCCAUCUCUGCAGUCACCGCUUCCGCCAGAGCUCACACCUGAAUAAGCAUCUGCAGACACACUCCGAGCCCGCCUUCUUGUGCGCCGAAUGUGGCCAGGGUUUCCAGAGCCGGACCAGCCUCCUGCAGCACCUGCUGGCUCACGCCCGGGACCAAAAGACCCCCAGUGCCCCGGGGACCAAGACCGAAACGCCAGAGCUGACCAUCGUCCUGUGCUCAUAUUGCGGCCAAACCUUCCAGCGCCGCUCCAGCCUCAAGCGUCAUCUGCGGAUUCACGGCAAAGAUAAGAGCCAUCAGGGCUCCGAGAGCUCAGACAGCCUGCGACCAGGCCCUGAGCGCAGGCCCUACGUGUGCAGCGACUGCGGCAAGGCUUUCCGGCGCAGUGAGCACCUGGGGGCCCACCUGCGAGUGCACACAGGUGAGCGGCCCUUCUCCUGCCAGGUCUGUGGCCGCAGCUUCAGCCAGAGCUCCCAGCUGGUCUGCCACCAGCGAGUGCACACAGGCGAGAAGCCCUAUGGCUGCCCGCAGUGUGGGAAGCGCUUUGUGCGGAGGGCUAGCCUUGCCCGCCACCUCCUGACCCAUGGUGGCCCGAGGCCCUACCGUUGCACCCAGUGUGGCAAGAGCUUCAGCCAGACGCGGGACCUCGCCCGCCACCGGCGCAGCCACACUGGCGAGAAGCCCUGCCGCUGCAGCGAGUGCGGCGAGGGCUUCAGCCAGAGCGCCCACCUGGCACGCCACCAGCGCAUCCACACUGGAGAGAAGCCCCACGCCUGUGACACCUGCGGCCACCGCUUCCGCAACAGCUCCAACCUGGCCCGCCACCGCCGCAGCCACACUGGUGAGCGGCCCUAUAGCUGCCAGACAUGCGGCCGGAGCUUCCGGCGCAAUGCCCACCUACAGCGGCACCUGGCCACCCAUGCAGGGUCAGGGGACGUGGUGGCAUCUGGGCAGGUCGAGCCCCCCCAAGAGUGCCUGGAGUGCGGCAAAAUCUUCAGCCGCAGCUGCAACCUGCUGCGUCACAUGCUGGUGCACACCGGGGCCAGGCCUUAUUCCUGCACACAGUGUGGCCGCAGCUUCAGCCGCAACUCCCACCUGCUGCGCCACCUGAGAACCCAUUCUCGGGAGACCCUGUACUAG
Messenger RNA from Molossus molossus (Pallas's mastiff bat), 1947 nucleotides. RefSeq names its product zinc finger and SCAN domain containing 10 (gene ZSCAN10). Lineage: Eukaryota; Metazoa; Chordata; Mammalia; Chiroptera; Molossidae. The transcript is spliced from 4 exons. The record is from RefSeq and is a predicted model, not a curated record. Gene Ontology annotation, cellular component: nucleus.